AUGCCCUCUGUAUUUACUGAACCCCUUCAUAACAUCAUACCCCCUGUAUUUACUGAAUCCCUACAUAACAUCAUGCCCCCUGUAUUUACUGAACCCCUUCAUAACAUCACGCCCCCUGUAUUUACUGAACUCCUACAUAACAUCGUGCCCCCUGUAUUUACUGAACCCCUACAUAACAUCAUGCCCCCUGUAUUUACUGAAUCCCUACAUAACAUCAUACCCUCUGUAUUUACUGAACCCCUACAUAACAUCAUACCCUCUGUAUUUACUGAACCCCUACAUAACAUCGUGCCCCCUGUAUUUACUGAACCCCUACAUAACAUCGUGCCCCCUGUAUUUACUGAACCCCUACAUAACAUCAUACCCUCUGUAUUUACUGAACCCCUACAUAACAUCGUGCCCCCUGUAUUUACUGAACCCCUACAUAACAUCGUGCCCCCUGUAUUUACUGAACCCCUACAUAACAUCAUGCCCCCUGUAUUUACUGAACCCCUUCAUAACAUCAUGCCCCCUGUAUUUACUGAACCCCUACAUAACAUCAUGCCCCCUGUAUUUACUGAACCCCUACAUAACAUCGUGCCCCCUGUAUUUACUGAACCCCUACAUAACAUCAUACCCUCUGUAUUUACUGAACCCCUACAUAACAUCAUGCCCCCUGUAUUUACUGAACCCCUACAUAACAUCGUGCCCCCUGUAUUUACUGAACCCCUACAUAACAUCAUACCCCCUGUAUUUACUGAACCCCUACAUAACAUCGUGCCCCCUGUAUUUACUGAACCCCUUCAUAACAUCGUGCCCCCUGUAUUUACUGAACCCCUACAUAACAUCAUACCCUCUGUAUUUACUGAACCCCUUCAUAACAUCAUGCCCUCUGUAUUUACUGAAUCCCUACAUAACAUCAUGCCCCCUGUAUUUACUGAACCCCUACAUAACAUCAUACCCCCUGUAUUUACUGAACCCCUACAUAACAUCAUACCCUCUGUAUUUACUGAACCCCUACAUAACAUCGCGCCCCCUGUAUUUACUGAACCCCUACAUAACAUCGUGCCCCCUGUAUUUACUGAACCCAUAUUUACCAUCACACCUUCUGUACUCUGUAUAGCAAUAAAUCAUGGCUCCUGCAUUUACGGUAUCAUAUAA
Molecule: messenger RNA, 1140 nt
Organism: Pelobates cultripes (western spadefoot toad)
Lineage: Eukaryota; Metazoa; Chordata; Amphibia; Anura; Pelobatidae
Source: the annotation of a GenBank genome assembly